ACAGCCGAAGUGCCAGGACUAAGUUUGGUUGGUUUGUUUUAAAAAUUUUAACACAAAUAUUAAUCACAAGAGAUGUUAUAGACGCAAGAGGUGUACUGGAAUGACGGCCAUAGACCUCAAAGAACAGGGAAAUCGUCUUUUUAGCGGCAGGCAUUACGAUGAUGCAGCGCAAUGUUACACAAAGGCUAUUAUCAAGAAUCCAACAGUUCCAACAUACUUCACAAAUCGGGCUUUGUGUCAUCUCAAACUUAAGAAGUGGUCUCAGGUCAUAAGUGACUGUCGUCGUGCCAUAGAACUUGAUGUGAACCUGGUCAAGGCACAUUUCUUCCUUGGGCAGGCACUCCUUGAACAGGAGAAUUAUGAUGAAGCACUUGCAAGUUUAAAAAGAGCCUAUGAUUUAGCCAAAGAACAGAAACUUAACUUUGGAGAUGACAUAGCAAGUACAGUCCGUCUGGCUAAAAAGAAGAGAUUUAGUGUUGCAGAAGAAAGACGAAUUAGCCAGGAAAUAGAGCUGCAGUCAUAUUUGAAUAAUCUAAUCCUUGAUGAUAAGAAGAGACAAAUUAAAGCUGCAGGAAAAGAUCCUGAUAAAGAAGAACUUGAUAAAAUUGAAUUGGAAUGUGAUAAAAGACUAUCAGAAGUAAAUAGCCUUUUUAAAGAAGUUGAUGUCAGACGAAAGAAAAGAGAGGUGCCAGACUUCUUGUGUGGACAAAUUAGUUUUGAACUCAUGAAGGAUCCAGUCAUUACACCAAGUGGAAUCACAUAUGAUCGUAAACACAUUGAAGAACAUUUGCAGCGUGUUGGCCAUUUUGAUCCCGUGACAAGAACGGAUUUGAAACAAGAACAAUUGACUCCAAACCUCGUUAUGAAAGAGGUCAUAGAUGCGUUUAUCACAGAAAACGAAUGGGUAGUGGAAGAAUUCUAAUGCAGAAUUCAUUGAUCAAUGUAAAUAAUCAAGAAAUAUCUUCAACGUACAGUUAUUUUGAUAAUAAAUGCGUUUAGCGGCAAAAGCUGAGGAGGGCGCUUAUAGUAAAUCUUAGUACUAUUUAUAAAGUCAUUAGUUGCCUUUGUAACUUUUUCCUUUUAUCAUAGAAUGAAUAAAUCAGGCGAAGCUUUGUCA
This is a messenger RNA of Pocillopora verrucosa, 1117 nucleotides long. RefSeq names its product E3 ubiquitin-protein ligase CHIP. Gene Ontology annotation, molecular function: protein-folding chaperone binding; ubiquitin protein ligase activity. Gene Ontology annotation, biological process: positive regulation of proteolysis; protein polyubiquitination; protein quality control for misfolded or incompletely synthesized proteins. Lineage: Eukaryota; Metazoa; Cnidaria; Anthozoa; Scleractinia; Pocilloporidae. Gene Ontology annotation, cellular component: cytoplasm. The record is from RefSeq and is a predicted model, not a curated record.